GCCGCGGAGGAACGUCCCUUGACUUUCGCGUCGGUCGUCGACCUUCGCCUGAAGACGACCGGAAUACCGGAUGGGACGACUUUCGGGGUGGGGGUCUCUCACGUUCGGAGCCGUCCCCUGAAAGGGUCUGUCAGAACCUCCUUGAAUCUCACGACGUUUGCGUCCACGGAGGGAAAUUCUGCAAUUCCACAAUGCAUAUACGUCUACGGAUAUUAUGGCUGACCUAUUACGUAAUUACUUCCUACUUCGUUACUGCUCAAUUUGGAAGACGGAUCAGCAAACAGGUUCCGCGGUUACCACACAAGCCAAAUACACCACGUAUCGUGUGCUACUACAGCGCAUGGGCUCUUUAUCGGCCAGAGCCCAUGAAUUACGACAUCGAGGACAUUCCACUCGACAAGUGUACGCACCUGAUUUACUCUUUCGUGGGCCUCAGCAACCAAACGUGGGAACUGUUCAGUAUUGACCCCGAGUACGACUUCAAUAAAGGAGGUUAUCGUCGGUUCACGUCUUUACGUAAAAAGUACCCGCACAUUCGAACCCUCCUGGCCGUCGGUGGAUGGGCAGAAGGGGGCAAGAAAUACUCGGAGAUGGUGAGCCAGACCGGUCGCCGCCACACGUUCAUCAACAGCGCCCUCAAGUGGGUCCAGACGUACGGUUUCGACGGUUUUGACCUCGACUGGGAGUAUCCCGGUGCGUACGAUCGCGGAGGUGCUUUUUCCGACAAGGCCAACUUCCUCCUGCUGGUCAAGGAACUGCGGUCGGUCUUUAACCAGUACAGACUACUCCUGACAGCCGCUGUACCGGUGGCUAAGUUCAGGCUCCAGGAGGGCUACGAAGUGGCGGAACUAUCCGAGAUUCUGGACUGGAUCAACGUAAUGACCUACGACUUGCGUGGAAACUGGGCGGGGUUCACAGACGUCCACAGUCCCCUCUUUAGAAGACCAUUCGAUGAGUGGGCGUAUGAAAAGCUGAACGUGCACGACGGUCUUCAGCUGUGGGUAAGCCUCGGGGCUCCCAAAGAGAAGCUGGUUGUGGGUAUUCCUUUCUACGGGCGGACAUACACUUUGAGUGACAAGGUUAACACUGGUCUAAGAGCCUACAUCAACAAGGAGAAAAUGGGAGGGCUUCCCGGGCCCUAUACGAAUGCGACAGGAUUCUUGGCCUACUACGAGAUAUGCCCACACGUCAACUCCGGUACGUGGACAAAGAAGUUAGACGACGUGGGACACUGUCCAUACGCCUAUUACGAUAACCAGUGGAUCGGGUAUGAGGACGAAGAGAGCAUCGCCAUUAAGGCGGACUACAUCAAACAGCAUGGCUACGGAGGUGCAAUGGUGUGGGCAAUAGACAUGGACGACUUCCAGGGCGUCUGCGGCAAAAAGAAUCCCCUCAUCACAGUGAUCAACGAGAAGCUUGCCGAUUACGAAGUUCCACCUCCCGACGCCUCUGCUACGACUCAGACACGGUCUACCUAUGAUGACGGCCUGUGGAAGCCGAGGUCUACUACGCCACUUUCCACGACGUCCACUACACCAUCCACAACUACAACUACAACUACAACCACAACCACUACUCCACCCACCACAACAACUACAACAACUACUCCACCCUCCACCACAACUGCAACGAGCACAACAAGCACGACUACCACGGAGCCCACCACCACAAGUACCUUAGCAGCUCAGAGGAUUACUUUUCCUCCAGAAACGAUACCACCCACGACAACAACCACUACGACCACUGUCGCGCCUCCUCCUAAGAGUUACCCACGUGACUGCGACAGCCCAAACAUCUCCUUCAUACCGCACGAGAACGACUGUACAAAAUAUUACUGGUGCGUUUACGGUACUCCCAUAGUCAUGUUCUGCGAGGGCGGCACCAUAUGGAACCAAGAUGCUGGAAACUGCGACUGGUCUGAGAAGGUUGCCAGACCCGAAUGCAAGCACAUCACGAGGAAAUCCAAGAAGCCGAGAAAGAAUUGAAUGCCGGAUAAGAAAGUGCUAUAAAUAACAGUAUUAUCUCUCGUGUGUUGGAGCGCACUGUUGUGCCACUGAAAACUGCUGCAAGCGUAGUUGUCCUUGAGUCUUCUUCUUGUCAUUCCGAAGGAUACACGUAACGAAAGGAAGGAACAAAUGAUCCUGGUACUUAGUCGUGCGCGGCGACUACUUAGUUUUUUUAUUUUAUUAUUACUUUUUUUUUUACGGUGUGACGACAUGAGAGUCAGGUGCUUCCCUAGAUUUUGAACAGUGUGGACAAACGGACCGACGUUUCUUGUUCCCGGUGAAUGAGGGAUUGCCUAGCUGUUUCUGUUUCCCUUUGUUUGUGGAAUCCCUGAAAUUCCGCAUCGUCUGCCUGUCCAAGCUAUUUCACGUGGCGUCUAAUAAAUAGUUGUUCUGUCCAG
Molecule: messenger RNA, 2404 nt
Organism: Ornithodoros turicata
Lineage: Eukaryota; Metazoa; Arthropoda; Arachnida; Ixodida; Argasidae
Product: endochitinase-like
Exons: 9
Coding region: 192-1985 (597 amino acids)
Biological process (GO): carbohydrate metabolic process; chitin catabolic process
Cellular component (GO): extracellular region
Molecular function (GO): chitin binding; chitinase activity
Source: RefSeq, a predicted model, not a curated record